ACUCGAUCAGAUUUCAGACAAUGGUCUAAAUGGGCAGGUAUCAGCAGGACACAGCAGCUUAGUUUGUAUGCUAAUGAUGUUGACUGUCCCACGGUAAAUCACGAGUUGUCAGACGGUGUGAGUGACGUAACGCCUGUGACGUUUCUGUGGUAUCCCAGUCGUUUAGCACAGGCACCGAGAGCAGAAGACAUCACCCGAACAUGGCUUUGAAUCGGAAUCAUUCGCAAAACGGCGGCCUUUUGAUAAACAACGGGGAAAGUAUUGUUAAGGAAUGUAAGAAUGUGGAGCUGUCAUUCAGCGAUGUCGCCUGCAAGACAGACCUGCUGAGGGGAACCAAGAAGGGCACCGUUUACCUCACACCAUACAGGUUGGUGUUUGUGUCCAGUAAUACCAAGGAUUGCCUGGGUUCAGCCAUGUUCCCCUAUUAUCUAAUGAAGGGUUGCAGCAUUGAGCAACCAGUCUUUGGAGCCAACUACAUCAAAGGGACAGUGUCAGCUGAGGCUGGUGGUGGCUGGGAGGGCCCGGCCCAUUUCAAGAUGUCAUUCCCCAGUGGAGGAGCCAUAGAGCUGGGACAGGAUCUCUUCAAACUGGCCACAAAUGCUUCUCGUGCUGCUCCUGCACAAAACGGUGCUGCCUCUUAUGGCUAUCCUUCACCUGGAAUGAUGAAUGGCUAUGGCCCACCUCCACAUGCUCCUCCCGCCUAUCCUUACCCAUCCCCUCCUCAGCAGAAUGGAUUCUACCAGGGCCCUCCCCCUGCUGCUGGCAACAUGGGCUACCCCUGUCCAACAGCCACUGCAGGAAUGUACCCAUCUGGUUUUGACUACAUGGCCCCACCUCCUCCCUACCCUGGGCCACCCCAAAAUUGGGCUGCACCCCCCCAGAACUGGACAGCAACACCACCACCACCUCCAGGUAACUCCAAGGCGGCUGAAGCAGCAGGCAAUGCGUAUUACAAUCCCAGCAAUCCACACAAUGUCUACAUGCCUAAUGAGCGACCUCCACCAUAUGCACCUUAUCCAAAUUCUCCUGACAAGAAAAGCAACUGAAGCUCACGCACCGUCACUUCAAUUACACUCCUCUCUCUUCCUCUGUAUCUUAAAUAUAUUCUAAAGCCAGGAGCAGCGUUGAUGGAUACCUACUCAAUUGUAGAAUACAGCAAAGAAAAUGCAAGUAAUAGAGGGCUCAAAGAUGUCAGUGAUAAUUCACCAAUGAAUUAAUAACAUUUUGGAUACUGGAAUAGCUUAUAAAGCAGUCACAUCUGUUAAAUACUGUUUUUCCCUUACAUAAGUUCAUUUAAAAUGAUUGACAACUUGUAACUUUAGCUUUUCUGAGACUCAUCAUUAUUAACAUUGAGUGAUGGGAUUUAUUUUACUCUGAUUCUCUAACACGUCGGUAGGGAUGCCUAAACUAUCAUUGUUAAGAGCUGAAAGGAGGAGGCAGUAAUGGGGAAUGUAUUUUUUAAGACAGAUUUAUUACCAAAUCAUUUUGUAGCAAUUUCUUGAUUGCAGUUCCUAUAGUUAUAAACAAUAGCAACUCCUAUUAUAAAAGGUAAAGUAUUUUUGCAGUAUCACUAAAGGUACCAUGUGUUUCCUAUACAGUUUUGCGUUGAGUAGUUGUUGUCCAUAUACAAAACCAGAACUGGGUUGAAUAGUGUUCAGUAAUAUAAUAUCUGACUGAUUCUCACAAUAUGAAUAGUAAUACAGCAAAUUAAAGUUUCCUUCAUAUAUGACCAAUGUGAUCCUGCACUACAUCAGUUACGUUAUAUUAAAAUCUAAGUAAUUCUGCUCAUUGUAUGACCCAAAACUCAUCAUAAUUUAAUAUAUGUAAUGGAGGUUUUUCUUAUCAAAAGGAGCAGUGCAUUGUUUGAAAAAGGGGAUCCAAUAGAUUUCUCACAUAACAAGUGUGUAUGUGCAAUAUUUCAACCUCACAUUUACAAGGUUAUAGUUGACAGGCUGGGGUUACCUGGAUGACCCUUUGCGCUACUCCUAGCUUCUUAUUGUAUUCAUGUAUGUAGAGCCAAGCUGAAACCACAACUCUACUCUUUGUGUAAUUACACUAGUGUGGGGUUACAGGGCCACAGUGUUACAUUAAGGGCCCAUCAGUGUUUUGCCUGCUGUUGAAACUUCUGAAUGAAAACCAUUUAUUCCUGAUUAAAGUGAGGUGAGGUGUCAACAGGCUGUGUAAUUGCAUCCCCCUCAUUGUGCAUCAGUUAACACCUGUUGAAGGACUAUUUGCACACAGUUAGAAGAUAGUAGAGGAUAGAGGAUUUUUUGGGGUUUGGGUUAGUUUGCUUGAAUUAAUCAAAUGUCUGUAUAUUAAUAUCUCUUUUGCAGUUCUUAUUCCUCUUGCUGAAUUUUGUCUGUCAAUUAAAAUCUAAUAAAUGAGUCAUUUGUUGAA
Messenger RNA from Siniperca chuatsi (mandarin fish), 2397 nucleotides. It is a transcript of the gene wbp2nl, whose product is annotated as WBP2 N-terminal like. Gene Ontology annotation, biological process: positive regulation of DNA-templated transcription. Gene Ontology annotation, molecular function: chromatin DNA binding; transcription coactivator activity. Gene Ontology annotation, cellular component: nucleus. The record is from RefSeq and is a predicted model, not a curated record. Lineage: Eukaryota; Metazoa; Chordata; Actinopteri; Centrarchiformes; Sinipercidae. Bases 201 to 1046 code for a protein of 281 amino acids. The transcript has 8 exons.